This is a messenger RNA of Dichomitus squalens LYAD-421 SS1, 675 nucleotides long. RefSeq lists its product as uncharacterized. Gene Ontology annotation, cellular component: eukaryotic translation elongation factor 1 complex; cytosol. Gene Ontology annotation, molecular function: translation elongation factor activity; guanyl-nucleotide exchange factor activity. The record is from RefSeq and is a predicted model, not a curated record. Bases 1 to 675 code for a protein of 224 amino acids. The transcript has 3 exons. NCBI's taxonomy places the organism in Eukaryota, Fungi, Basidiomycota, Agaricomycetes, Polyporales, Polyporaceae. Gene Ontology annotation, biological process: translational elongation.
AUGUCUGUAGAUCUCGGAAAGCUUGAGGCCCACCUUGCGAGCCGUUCCUACGUCGAGGGUCACACCCCGUCGCAGGCGGACGUCACUGUUUUCAAGGCUAUCUCUUCCGCCCCCAACGCGUCCGCGAACCCUCACGUCGCUCGCUGGUACAACCACAUCAAGUCCUACGAGGCUGAAUUUGGCUCCCUCUCUGGCUCCAGCUCUGCUGGCGAGGCUUUCCUCGGCGGUGCCGCCGCUGCGACUCCUGCCAAGGCUGAGGAGGACGAUGACGAUGAGGUCGACCUCUUUGGCUCUGACGAUGAAGAGGAUGCGGAGGCUGAGCGCAUCAAGGCUGAGCGUGUCGCUGCCUACAAUGCGAAGAAGGCCGCCAAGCCCAAGACUGUUGCGAAGUCCGUCGUCACCUUCGAGGUGAAGCCCUGGGAUGACGAGACCGACAUGGUCAAGCUCGAGGAAGCCGUCCGUUCCAUUGAAAUGGAGGGUCUCGUCUGGGGUGCCUCCAAGCUUGUCCCCAUCGGUUAUGGUAUCAAGAAACUACAGAUCACCCUUGUAGUCGAGGACGAACUCGUCUCGCUCGACGAGCUCCAGGAACGCGUUGCCGAGUUUGAGGACUACGUCCAGAGCUCUGACAUCGCUGCCAUGCAGAGUGAGUAUCGAAAAUUUUCACUUUCGAAUUGA